Messenger RNA from Sander lucioperca (pikeperch), 4159 nucleotides. RefSeq names its product elongin A (gene eloa). Bases 130 to 2193 code for a protein of 687 amino acids. The transcript is spliced from 13 exons. NCBI's taxonomy places the organism in Eukaryota, Metazoa, Chordata, Actinopteri, Perciformes, Percidae. Gene Ontology annotation, molecular function: protein binding. Gene Ontology annotation, biological process: transcription elongation by RNA polymerase II. The record is from RefSeq and is a predicted model, not a curated record. Gene Ontology annotation, cellular component: elongin complex; nucleus.
CCGUGACGUAGUUCCGUCUUUCACGACUGUUCUCUUAAUGUAGCUAGUUACAAACUUCAGGGGUUUUCCCCAUUCCUCUUAAAAUUCAGAAUGAAGUAGUUUCCGGGCGACACGGUACCAGCAGUAAACAUGGCGGAGGAACUGCUGGAAACAGUGGAUAGACUUCAGUCCCGGCUCCUGGAGAAUCCGGAGCCUCGAAAGCUUCUGAAGACUUUUAAAAGACUGGGGGAACUUCCCAUGACUGUGGACAUACUAGUGGAAACUGGAGUCGGGAAGACUGUGAAUUCUUUUAGGAAACAUCAACUGGCUGGAGAGGUGGCAAAAGGCCUCGUAGCCAAAUGGAAAAAACUGGUUCCACAGUCUGCGGACAGACCCACCAACAGCCUCGUCAAAGAGGCACCGCGCUCGCACACACACCCUCGAGGGCCAGAGGCAGGAGGAGGUGGAGGAGGCCACAGACGCACCCGGGAGCCCUCCCCUGAGGAAGAGCCCUCCUUCAUGGAAGAAGAGGAGGAAGAGGGGGAGGAGGAGGAGAGAGGCUAUCACACGAACUACUCGCCCUCACCUCCUCAACACAAGCAGUACAGCCCUCCACAGCGAGGAGGCUACCAGUCGGACGAGUAUGAGAGCCCUGAGCCUGACCUGGAACCUGAACUAGAACCUGAUCCUGAGCCUGAGCCUGAGCCCAGUCCUCCUCGCAAAGAGGUCCGCCACACCAAACCAAACAAAGAACCCAACAAAAACCACCACCACGGCGACAAAAACAGGGACAGAGACGAGGAGCGGCGGCAACGCCAUGCACAGAUGAGUAGCGAUCGAGGAGGAGGAAGGGAAGAUGGUGAAGGGAAGAAACGCAGCGCAGACAGAGAGAGACAGCAGAGUCCAGUACUGAAGUCUGCGAAGCAUAGCAAGAAGUCCACCACACAUGAGAGUAAGAGGGAGGAGAAGAAGAAAGGAGGCGAUGAUGGGCGACCGCGGGUGCCGAAGGAUUCUCCACCCAAAGAGGAGGAAGAGGACUUUGAGACUCCCACCAUGUCGUUUGAGUCUUUCCUCACAUAUGACGCCCCAACGCCUGUCAAGAAGAAGAAGAAGCCAUCAUCAUCGUCAUCCUCGUCACACAGUCGACCGCCUCACUCUUCUUCCUCCACGUCGUCCUCCCAUCGUUCACGCACUCCUCCGCCUGCCCCCUCAUCCUCCUCCUCAAAAGGGAGCAAGGCUAACGGCACUCAGAGUACCAAGAGGCCACAUUCAGGCUCCAGUUCGGCAACACAUGAAAAACGCAAGAAGGGGGUUGAGGCCGUUGCGACUAUUCCUGAAAUCCCUCUGCCAGCGAUUCAACCCUAUUACAGACCUCUGCCCUCCAUCGAUGUCACUCCGCUGUCCCCUCAGAGACGGAAAGUUCCUGUCUGCAACGACGAGGAAGAUUCCGGGUUCACAGGGAAGCGAUUCAACUCUAAGAUGGUGGUGUACUCGGGAUCAAAGACAGCUUACUUGCCCAGGAUGAUGACUCUGUAUGAGCAGUGCAUCCGUGUGCUGCAGAACAACAUCGACUCCAUCGCUGAGGUUGGAGGAGUGCCGUUCGAGAUCCUGGAGCCGGUGCUGGAGCGAUGUACACCAGAGCAGCUGUACCGCAUCGAGCAGAGCAACCAGUGGUUUACGGAGGAAUCUGACGAGCUGUGGAUGCGUCACUGUCAGCGGGACUUUAAGCGCGAGUCUCCUCAGGAGUACGAGUCGUGGAGGGAGAUGUAUCUGAGGCUGCACGACGAGCGCGAGGAGCGACUGAGGAUGCUCACCCAGAACAUCUCCUCCGCCCACGCCAACAAGCCAAAAGGUCGGCAGGUUAAGAUGGCAUUUGUGAACUCGGUCGCCAAGCCGCCACGUGACGUCCGCCGCCGACAGGAGAAGUUCGGCACCAUCAGUGGUUCGUCGGCCACGUCCACCGCAGCUGCAGCUCCCAUCAAAAUAAGACCAGCUCCCGCAAAUUACUCUGGUGAAUCGAGCCACUCCUCUUCCUCCCAACUUAACCCUUCUCCCAGCUCGUCUCGCUCCUCAGCACCAGGAGGAGGAGGAUCAGGAGGAGGAGGAGGAGUAGGAGGAGGACCUGCCGCCCGGGACAAGCCACAGGUCAAAAAAAUCGCCCCCAUGAUGGCCAAAACUAUCAAAGCUUUCAAGAACAGAUUCUCCCGCCGAUAGUGUGAAAGAGACUGAAUGUAUUUUAUGAAUUCCAACUGUAUUUUUUAAUUUAAGUAUAGAAAGGUUUUACUGGAGAGCCCUUGACCCCACACACACACACACACACACACACACACACACACACACACACACACACACAUUGUUUUUAUUUAACUAGUGGCAUCUGUUUUUAGGGGUCUUUGAAUAAGUAUUUAAAUCAUCAAUGACGGUCAAUGGGUGUGACGUCUGUGAAAAUUAUGAAAAGGAAGUCGCCAACUUUUUACAAGACGCAAAGGACACACACACACACACACACCUGCAAAGACACAGUCUGUUAUUUUUCUUGUUUUCUUGCAGCCAUUUUAAAAGGAAUAGCUUGACCCUUUGGGUAACAAAAACUCUUUGUUGCUUUCUUACAGAGAGUUAGACUAGAAGACUGAUACCACUCUCACGCCUGUACGCUAAAUAUGAAGCUCAAAUCAGGAGACGGUUAGCUUAACAUGAAGACUGCAAGCAGGGGGAAACGGCUAGCCUGGCUCUGUCCAAAGGUAACAAAAUCUGCCUACCUCCCAGCACCUUUAAAGUUCACUAACAUGUUGUGUCUUGUAUGUUUACACCGUAAAAAAAUGCUUAAAAUUGUGUGUAAAAACGACAAUUUGUAGUUUUAUGGGGGGUAAUGUGCCAAACUACAAUUUGGCCAGGAUCAGUUGCCAGGCAACCAGUGGAGACGCCAGGAUGUUACUGGUCAGAACCUAGAAAAGAUUUAGCAGGUAUCCCUCCUGUGAAACACAGAAUUGUCAUUUUUACACAGGAAACUACACACUUUUAACUGAGACACAACGUGUUAAUGAGUGAGAUGUGCUGGUAGGUGGACUCUGCUCCCAUGCUAGUUGUUUCCCCGUUUCCAGUCUUUAUGCUGAGCUAAGUUAGCCGGCUACUGGCUGUAGCUUUAUAUUUAGCGUACAGACACGAGAGUAGUAUAGAUCUUCUCAUCUAACUCCUAGCAAGAAAGCAAAAAAAAACAUACUCCGUCUACUAAAAUAUAAAACUUUUCCUUCACGGGACAGAAAAAUUACUGAUUAUUUUUCUUUUAAAGAAUAGUUGUUUGUUACGUUUCAUAUGAUCAAAUGAUACACUACAUGAAGAACACACACUUUUUACAAUGGCUUGCAAGGUGCAUGUCAGCCGAGACAUCAGCAGGCUGGUUAAAGACUCUGCUUUUUUAAAAACAAACACAUGCAUAUUUAAACAUGUUGCAUUUUUUUAAUAUGUAGUGCGAUAACACACACACACACGCACACACACGCACACACACGCACACACACACACACACACACACACACACACACACACACACACACACACACAAUGUAAAGUUAUUUUAACCCUCCUGUGGCUUCAGAUCAUGAUUCCCUGCUGUUAAGUGUGUGUGUCCCUGUUCAUAUCUGCUUCACUGUGAGAAAUAGCUUGAGUGAAUGCUGAAGAGACUGCAGGAAGAGAAGAGGAAGAACAGGGAAACGGAACAAUAAGGAAGGAGGUUAAUAGGACGUCUGCAGCUUCAGUCUACAACAACGAUGAGAUGUAUUUAUUUUCAACACUGGGACCUGGCACCCCACAUCAUGGGCCUGAAAGGAAGUAGAUUCAAAAUUGUAAUUUUAGUAGAUUUUAAUAAAUGUUAUAUGGUCAUUUUUAUUAAAAUUGACGUUUUGCCCUUAAAAACUGUGUGUGCAGAAACCUUUUGUGUGGUGGUGUUUCAUCAAGCAACACAAACAUCCUCUGUGCGUUUUCAUGAGCUUCAUUUUCUCUCUAAAUGACUAAACAAUUUAAAGUCUGCAGAGGAGGAGGUACAGUAAUAUGGAAAAACUCACUUCUAGAGAAUGUCCUGUUGGCCUGAAUAAAGAGGUAUUAGUAUAUUGUUUACAUAAUGUUAUCCUUAAAUCAUGUAUUGUGGCAUUUAUUCCCAAUUAAACCUACAUUUUGUGUUUUU